UACUGUGACCAAGCAGUUUGCCUUUUAAAUAAAUAAAGUUAGAAUCUUAUGUUGAAAAGAGAGAAAACUUAAAUUUAGAACGCAGGAGGCAGAUGGUAAGCAAACAAAGAUCUUUAUUUAACACUGAGCUGACAAAGUGCCCUUUAAAAUUGAAAUAUUUAAUUUAUUAGGGACUUCUUUUCUUUUCUUUUUCUUUUUAAAGUUUUGACUAUUUUUAAAUGACUGACUUAUUGACUUAUUUGUUACUGUAAAUACAUUCUUAACUCAACUAUUUAUUGAUGGGUCAGUCUUUCAUUAGUCAAUUUUGAUAUAUUUAUAUUAUUUUUAGAUUUCAUAUUUUCAUAGAUGAUCUAUGGGAUGUCCAUUAAAACACAAAAAAUAAAUCACUGUGUAAUUGACACUUUUAUUUGUACAUUAAUAGGUAUAAUUGUAAUAAGAUUAAAUAAUGCCUGUUUAUAUUGCAACAAUUAAUUAUUGGUACGUAAGAUGUUUUAGUUUUCCUUCUGGUCCUCCAUACAAAUACAUAUGUUUACUAUAAUGCCCAGUAAUCACUGCUCACUGGGCUCAUACCACAGUGUCUUAUUGCAGCUGUGCAUUUGGGCCAAAGGUCACCUAGAGGUGUUCUAGAAUGUUCUAGAAUGUUGUUGUCACAAAGUCAGAAUUCUGUUGUUCUUCCCUCUGUCUAACAUUCUUCAUUCUUCAUCUCAAAGUCACUUCGUUUACUUGCGUAUCGAGGAUUUUCUGAGAGCUUUAACACGUUUCACCUGACCCGUUGUAACACAUUCAUCAUUUUAGUUUAGUCAGUUCUGUAUUCAGACAGCCUAUCCUAUCCAUGGCGUUCACUGAAGGAAGUAGAGGCAUCUACAGCCCCAUCAGGGUAAGGAUCAGUUCAAUUGUCUUCAGCCUGAUUCUAAACAUUUCCAGAUGUAGGUAAUACAAAAUAAGAGGAGAAGAAUGAUCUAAUGAACAAAUUGACCUUUUUUCCACAGGUGUUCUUUGACACCAUCGUCUAUGAGCGGCCUCUUCAGAACUGCUGGCAUCACGGCUCCUACAAGUGUUAUGUAAGAUCCUCCACAGUUUCAAGUCUUCUAUAUCUAUCUCUAUAUAAUAUAUACAAGAUAAGGCAUUAACCCGUCUGAUCUCUUGUUUUAUUUAGAUUGCACUUAUUGCUGAACUUUUGCGGCUUCAACAGAACAAACAGCUCCCAACUAACAUAUCUGUUGAAGACAUGAUUGAACUGCUGAUGGAGGAGAGCAAGAAGACUCUCAGAAUCCAGAUGUGGGAGUUUGAAAUGGACGGCUUCCAUAAGACCUACGCCAAACCUCUUGCCCAGCUGGUGUGGGAAGUGAGCAACAGCAUGAAAAAUAGAGAUGUGGAGUUUGAAGCCAGAAGGUUCCUCCACACCUCAGAGCCCAUGCCUCACAACUUCCAACAUCCCAUGAUCAUCAGCCAGGCCAAGGAGUUUGCCAGGAGGCUGACAGAGCAGCAGUGUGAGGCCCCCAGCUCCAAACAGCCUGAACCAUGGGAGGUGGUGGCGGAGGUGGUUCCCAAAGUCCUGCAGGGCUUCUGGGACCUUCCUCCAGGCACUUGUGUUGACAUGCCCUCCAAGAAGCUCUGUAAAAUGGCUGUUGGAGUCACAAAAGCUGUAGAGGACCGGGUCUACGCUGCUCUGUCGUCCAUAUUUGUGCAGUUCACGUACACUCGCACCAUACGAGACGACAUGGCCCAGUCUAUCCAGGACAAAGUUAGACAGGCCUACACCGAAGACGUCUUGAAGAAGAGUCUCAGCCGGUUUGCUGCAGAGUUGCUGAACACCAUUGUUGAUGUCACAGUGGAAGAAAUCUGUUUGUUGUUCCCUCCAGAUUGUCUUGUCACCACUGCUGAACCACCAGUGCUAUUGUACAGUACCCUGGAUGCAACAGAGCAACGGGAGUCGCCCAUUCCUGUCGUCCACCAAACCCAGACUACAUCUGCUGUGGCUCCACCCCCUCCACCUGCACCUGCACCUACAAUCACUGCAGAUGAACCUCCAGCCAGCGUUCAGCUUCCAUUUGGGUUUUCAUUGUUUUAUUUUGGUUUCAUUUGUUUUCAUUUUUAUUUCGCAGUCCAUUCAUGUAGUUCAUUUUCUGUGGCGUAUUUCGCGUCAUUUCCGUGCAUGGCAUUUUUGUUCAUGUUCAUUUUCUUUAGUUUAGUUUCAUUUAGUUUCUAUUCAGUUUUAUUUAGCUUUCAUUGUUUCUCGUUUUACUUCAAGUUCAUUUACAUUUUUGUUUUCAUUAUUCAUUUAAUUUUCAUUUUGUGUUAUUUAGUUUGAAUUUGUUGUGUUUUUUUGGUGAUGUUGAAAAAGCUGACUGCCUCUGUUGGGUCUGAACUGAGCCCACAAAAGACUCUACUGUAGUUUCAACUCCACCAUUUUCAUUUAGAAUUUUUUUUUAUUAUUAUUUAAUUGUUGCUUUAUUGGUUUUGUUUCAUUGUUAUUGCAUUUCAAUAAAUGGUUCCAUUCAGAUUAUUUUGAUUUUCAUGUGACUGUGAGUAGUAAUUUGUCGUCCCCCUUUCCCUGUGACAACUCGAAUCAGUAAUAGAUCAUGAAAAAAAUGUUUGUGCUUCAUUUUGAUUGAACUGACCCUGUGUAAUAAAGAACCGUGGUAUAGGCACAUCCAGCAUGAGCUCAACAACACAGCCGAUAUGUAACAUUCAACUCUUUACCGGUGAACUAAUUAGCACUACGAAGUUUUCUGCUAAUGCCGUUGUUGUUUUCCUUCCGUACUUGCCGACAAAAACAAACUUUGCUGACGUGCACAAAAUUGUGCUUACUGAGGAACACGUUUCAGGUGCAAAUUUGAUUGUAAUCUGCAAAGUGCGCAGCACUGACCUAUAGAGACAGUGAGUACCAGUAGUGAGGCUGAGAUGAAGAUUUGGAGUGUGUUGGCCCAACUUUUAGAUAUGUGUCAGAGUUAUAAAAACUUAAUUAAGAAUUGUCACGGGUUGCACUUUGGCUUGUCACUAUUAUUCCAUAAUUUCCUGAUUGUAGUUACAUGAGCAAGCCCUUAUCAUAUUCCAUAAUUAUUAGAAUAGUUUUUGAUUCACCAGAAUUAAAACAGCCGGAGGAAACAAACUCCCAUCAGUGUUCCUACAUUGUUUUCUAACAUCUCAUGUUAUCUGCUGUGGUUUAAUGGCACCUGAGGGGAAAAUCAGUGCCGCCACCUGUUUAUCUUGAGGCACGUAACUUUGAACAUUGCGAUGGCAAUUACUGAAAUUCAGCCGUGCAAUACGGGGCUGUAAAAAUUUGACACAGACUAUUAAAUCGCACGCUACAGUUUUUUUGCACGUCGUACUGUCUUGGUGAAUCUACUGCGGAGUCCGAAAGUCUGAGACAACAUAAAACCUUCCUAUAAAAAACAUUUCAGAUUCUGAAAUAAAUGAGUUCAUUAAAGCAGCAUUCGGAUGAUCCCGAGGUGCAUUUGAUCUACACAACAGAUGCUUGUUUAAUUAAAUCCACUUUCAGCCAGUAAGCGCAUUUACAUGCAGAGCUUAAUCGAGCUAUACUACAGUCCUUGUCCCAGUUUACAUGCAGCGGAGAAAAUCGGAUAACUGACGGGAACACGUCCACCUCCUCCACACUAGAUGGCGAUAUAUGUCUUUACAGAGGGAUAAUAUCAUGUUAAUACAGCCCCCUUUCUGGUUGACAUUUUAUGUCAUAUAAUAAGCAAACGCGGUUCAUGUGGCAGACCAGUAUUUCAAACAACAACCAGAUGGAUGACAGUUCAGCUUUUUGAAUCUCGUACAUAAUGUGUGCACUACUGUUGGUGCCGAUAAGAUAUGCACUAUCCCUCAGAUGGUUCUUCUACCGGCUCUCUUUACCUUCUUCUUCUGCGACCGGCUGGAUGUUUUUGUUCCACGGUCUCACGCCAGCGCAGUGGCUGUGGAGCAUGCUGCUGUUGUAGUCUGAUUAAGUGUAUACAUGCCGGAGAAAUCCGAAUUCCAAUCGCAUUAUCUGGGUGUCUUGAUCGGAUAAGUAGAGACGAUUUUACAUGCACUUAAGUUGUCCGGUUAGAGUCCGAUUAAGGCAAUAAUUGUUUUUUUCCCGUGCAUGUAAGGGGACUGAUUGACCACCUGUUAUAACUCAAUUGUGUCACAACUGCCUUUGGCUUUUUAGGCCAGAAUAGCUCCAUGUAUUACAAUGAAUAUAAAUUGCAGUGUGAUAAUAAAAAUACCUGAAAAACAAAUUAGGUUGGAACAACAAAAGAGGGUAACAUCAAAGAAGCAAACAAAACAUCCAGGCCUUAAUUCUAGGACCAUCAUAUUGUAUAAUGAGAGGGA
Messenger RNA from Mugil cephalus (flathead mullet), 4317 nucleotides. RefSeq lists its product as uncharacterized. Lineage: Eukaryota; Metazoa; Chordata; Actinopteri; Mugiliformes; Mugilidae. The coding region runs from base 1229 to 2311 and encodes 360 amino acids. The transcript has 4 exons. The record is from RefSeq and is a predicted model, not a curated record.